AUGACAUCCCCAAAACCCAAACCCAGCAUCCCUAUCGUGGACUUUUCCAACUGGAACACAAACGAGACAAGCCGCCAGCGAGUCGCGCAAGAGAUCGUCACCGCUUGCAAGGAGGUGGGGUUUGUGUACAUCACCAACCAUUCACUGCCAGAGACGAUAUUAGGCGAAGCAUUCCACUGGUCAGAGCGAUUUUUCAAGCUGGCACAGGAUGAAAAACUCAAGGCGCCUCAUCCACCAGGUUGGGCUGUACAUCGAGGAUACUCGUGGCCUGGACUGGAGAAGGUAUCACAGACCAUGAGUACCGGGGUUGAUGAAGAGGUGACUGAGCAGUUGAGGGAGAUACCGGAUAUUAAAGAAAGUUAUGAUAUAGGCAGCGAUGAAAACCAAUCCCAGCCAAAUCAAUGGCUACCCGAAGAAAGCCUCCCCGGAUUCCGAGACUUUAUGCUACGCUUCUACUGGGAAUGUUUUCGCGUUGGAGGCGAGAUCCUGCAAGUACUCGCCAUCGGCCUCGAUCUGGAUGAGAACCACCUAUUAGAGAAACACUCAGGCCACAACAACCAGCUCCGUCUACUACAUUACCCACCCAUCCCCGCUGAGACCAUCGAAUCAAACCGCGCAGCUCGAUGUCCCGCGCAUACGGACUGGAGCUCGAUCACCAUGUUAUUCCAAGAUGACUGUGGCGGCCUGGAAGUGGAGGAUAUCACCUCACCGGGAUCAUAUAUACCCGCAACACCUAUCAAGAACGCAAUUGUGAUGAAUGUGGGGGAUUUGCUGCAGAUGUGGAGUAAUGAUAUUCUUCGGUCUACGAACCAUCGGGUUACUUUGCCCCCUCUUGAGGAUAGGUUUGAGGGUCCUCGGCGUAUGACUCGGGGUCGGUUUUCCAUUCCGUACUUUAUGGCUCCGGAUCCUGAUUCGGUCAUUGAGUGUAUCCCGUCUUGUAUGAGGGAUGACUUGCCUGCGAAGUAUGAGCCUGUUACGCAGGCUGGGUAUAACCAGAUGCGGGCUUCUAUGCAGUAUUAG
This is a messenger RNA of Penicillium canescens, 1020 nucleotides long. RefSeq names its product isopenicillin N synthase family dioxygenase. Gene Ontology annotation, molecular function: dioxygenase activity. Lineage: Eukaryota; Fungi; Ascomycota; Eurotiomycetes; Eurotiales; Aspergillaceae. The record is from RefSeq and is a predicted model, not a curated record. The coding region runs from base 1 to 1020 and encodes 339 amino acids. The transcript has 3 exons.